Penicillium egyptiacum is the source of this 1626-nucleotide messenger RNA. The record is from the annotation of a GenBank genome assembly. NCBI's taxonomy places the organism in Eukaryota, Fungi, Ascomycota, Eurotiomycetes, Eurotiales, Aspergillaceae.
AUGCCAAAAUUCUCGAUGUCGUUGGCCGACUCCGGUGUAAGCAUCUCUACUCCUGUAAGCGCAAGUACGGUCGACCGGAUCCGCCAGAUUCACGGCAGUGCUGUGGCGAACGAGCUUGUUGAGUUCAAAACCGAGGACACAAAGUUCGGAUUUCGCGCGUCUGGCCUCGCUACAAACGCCAACUAUCAUGUCAAGAAGACGGUGAUUCUACUUUUCAUCAAUCACCGCGCAGUGGAGUCGACUGCUGUUAAGCGUGCAAUUGAACAGACUUACUCUGCCUUUUUGCCCAAGGGCGGCCACCCUCUCGUCUAUCUUGAUCUCGAGAUCGAGCCUAACCGUGUCGACGUCAACGUGCACCCGACAAAGCGUGAAGUGAAUUUCCUAAACGAAGACGAGAUCAUCGAGCUCGUUUGCACGGAAAUCCGAUCCAAGCUGGCUGAAGUGGAUUCGAGUCGCACAUUCCUAACACAAAGUCUCCUACCUGGCGUGCAGACGAUCGAGUCCGUACAACGCGAUCAAGGCGCUCCGGCCCACGAGGGAACAGGAGAGGCAACAAAAGCCGGAGCGACACCCAAAACACCCGCGACGACGAAAAAGCCCUAUGAAAACAACCUCAUCCGCACAGAUUCCAAAGUCCGCAAAAUCACAGCAAUGCUAGGCCCAGCCGCAGCCUCACCUCGCGAUCCAUCCAACCCAGGCGCACCCACAGAAACCGACGCCCCAACGAUCCCGAUCCCAGAAAAUGGCCUCCAAUACGAAACCACAGAUCGCCAACCCCUAAAGAUCGCCCUCACAUCCGUCAAGAGUCUCCGAGCCUCCGUCCGCUCCGAAAUGCACAACACACUAACAGAGAUGUUCGCAUCACACACAUACGUCGGGCUAGUCGACGAGCGACGGCGGCUCGCAGCCAUCCAAUCAGGCGUGAAAUUGUACCUAAUCGACUACGGGCUCGCGUGCCACGAAUUCUUCUACCAAGUGGGCCUAACCGACUUCGGGAACUUCGGUGUAAUCCGACUAGACCCAGCGCCGAAGUUGGUAGAUCUACUGAAAAUCGCAGCGGAAUCGGAACGGCAAGAGCACCCCGACUCCAACGGGGAAGAGGCCGAUUCCAUCUUCGCUAAUGCACCGGAGAUGAUAGCGCGCACGCUCAUCGACCGUCGCGAGAUGCUGAAUGAGUACUUUUCGAUGCAGAUCAGUCCCGACGGAGACUUGUUGACCAUCCCGCUGUUGUUGAAGGGGUAUCUGCCCGCGCUGGGGAAACUGCCUCGUUUCCUGCUGAGGCUUGGACCAUAUGUGGACUGGGGUAGCGAGGAGGGUUGCUUCCGUACGUUUUUGCGUGAGCUGGCUGCUUUUUACACGCCUGAGCAGCUUCCGGUUCUUUCGCAGACUGUUGCUCAGGACGCUUUGGGGGAGUCGGCUACGCGGGGGCAUGUGGUAGCCGAUGGCUCUGAGCUCGAGUACGAAGAUACUUUUGUUAGGGCACGUCGGGUGCAGAUGGUUCGCAUGUUGGAGCAUGCUGUUUUCCCGGCUCUGCGUGCACGGCUGGUUGCCACGUCACGACUACUGCGGGGUGUGGUUGAGGUUGCAGAUCUGAAGGGGCUGUAUCGGGUGUUUGAGCGCUGUUGA